AUGGGAAAAGUGGAGGUACUACCUGAACAAAGUAUUCAGUAUGAACAUUUUUCUAAGGAAGUACAUAAUGUAUUGCAACAAGAUAACUUUGAUGGUUUUAGAGCUGAAAUAGCGAAGAAUGUAACAAGAAAUUUACAAUCUUCUCACACCAUUUUACUAGGUACAAUAAGAGAUAAGGGCUACAUGUACCAGUUUGGCCCUUCUUACCAAAGUGCAGAUGGAAAAACCAUGGUACUAUCAAGAAUUGGAACUGAUGGUAUGGUAAAUACUCGUCUAUCUCGACGAUUUGGUAAUAAUAUUGAUUGCAAAUUUUCGUCAAGUUCAUCAAUUAAUCAUGAGGAAAGAAAUAUGAGUGAGUUAUCAUUAGAAUAUAAUGGAUUUGAUUGGAGUGCAUGUAUUAAAGCAGCCUAUAAUGGUACAGGAUUAUUAAAUGGAUCAUACUCUCAAGUAAUUACACCAAAAUUACAAUUAGGUGGGGAACUAACAUGGAUAUCAGCAAAUUGUACAUCAAUAAUGGCAAUAGGAUCUCGUUAUCGUAUUGGUAAAAAUACCAUUUUUACUCAGAUCUCGAGACAGCCUGAUUUCUCUACACUUCAAGGCAUGUUAUCUAAUAGUCACUCAAUAAAGUCAUCAUUUUGUAGAAAAGUCAGUGAUCGUUUAUCUCUUGCAACAGAGUUAGAGUGUACAUGGCCAAAUUAUGAAUCAUCACUAAAACUUGGAUAUGAGUAUCUAUUUAAAACAGCUAGAAUUCAGGGUAUGAUUGAUACAGGAGGAAGGUUAUCUAUGCAAUGUCAAGAUGUACAAGGUUUUGGUAUAUCAGGUAUGAUUGAUUACUUAAAAAGUGACUAUAGAUUUGGUUUUAUGAUGCAAUUUAUGCCACAGGAACAAGGACAAGAUGUAUAUUCAUUAGGUAAUGCUGAUAACUCAAAAUCAUAA
Cryptosporidium muris RN66 is the source of this 936-nucleotide messenger RNA. Its product is annotated as eukaryotic porin family protein. The transcript has a single exon. The coding region runs from base 1 to 936 and encodes 311 amino acids. Gene Ontology annotation, cellular component: mitochondrial outer membrane; mitochondrial outer membrane translocase complex. Gene Ontology annotation, molecular function: transmembrane protein transporter activity. The record is from RefSeq and is a predicted model, not a curated record. NCBI's taxonomy places the organism in Eukaryota, Apicomplexa, Conoidasida, Eucoccidiorida, Cryptosporidiidae. Gene Ontology annotation, biological process: protein import into mitochondrial matrix.